AUGAACGUGCGAGGCUUACUCGUGCCGUGCAAUGUAUAUAUGAUGCUGAUUCGUACACAUGCAUUGUUUAUCCUUGUACGAGCUUAUUCGUGUACGUGCGAUGUUUAUCCAUUUACGAGUGAUGCUUAUUCAUGUACGUGCGAUGUUUAUCCAUUUACGAGUGAUGCUUAUUCAUGUACGUGCGAUGUUUAUCCAUAUACUUGUGGGAUUAUAUUUGGGCAUAUUGACGCUAAUGAGCAGAUAAAAUGUAUAGGUAAAUGUUAA
Molecule: messenger RNA, 264 nt
Organism: Cercopithifilaria johnstoni
Lineage: Eukaryota; Metazoa; Nematoda; Chromadorea; Rhabditida; Onchocercidae
Source: the annotation of a GenBank genome assembly